GCACGUGCCCGGGCUGCCCCACCCCAAAUAUUUUUUUUUUUUUUUUUUUAAAAAAAAAAUUAAUAAAAGAAACAAGAGAAAAAGAAGUAACCAGUUUGCGUUUCUCCUUCUCUCCGUUUCAUUCAUUCCUUUCGCCAUCGACCACCGCAGCACCGCUCUCAAAUCCGCUCUCAAAUCUCUCUAUUUCUCAUUCUCUCAGUCUCAGGCCGCUCUCCGCCGCCGCUCUCAGCCUCUCUCUCUCGCAGUCGCAGCGCAGACAGUUGGUGAUCAGGAACUCUUAUUUUUUUUUUCUUCGUCUGUUUUCUUGACCAACUUACGAGCAAAUGGAGGAUGGUUGUGAACAAUGGGCACCUAAAAAAUCUACUGAAAAAGCUCCUGAAAAGAAGGGAAAGAAAGUAGAGCUAGAAAAGGAAGAACCACUGGAUUCUUUGGCGGAAAAACAUCUUCAACAAAGACUAGUUGAAGAAGCAGAUGUCAAAGAUAUCUCAUCUUCCGUGACUGCCAUUGCAAAUGAAAAGAUAAAAGCAGAGAAAGAAGCCAAUGCUGGUAAAAAGAAUACAGCACACCAAUGGACACCUAAUUUUAAACUUAAAGUUAUAUCCAAAGAUGGUAAACGACUUAGAGUUGUAUUGAUCGGUCAGGGUGAGGGUGAGGGUGAGGAUGAGGAUGAGGAUGAGGAUGAGGAUGAGGACGAGGACGAGGACGAGGACGAGGACGAGGACGAGGACGAGGCUUCCGUGACUGCCAUUGCAAAUGAAAAGAUAAAAGCAGAGAAAGAAGCCAAUGCUGGUAAAAAGAAUACAGCACACCAAUGGACACCUAAUUUUAAACUUAAAGUUAUAUCCAAAGAUGGUAAACGACUUAGAGUUGUAUUGAUCGGUCAGGGUGAGGGUGAGGGUGAGGAUGAGGAUGAGGAUGAGGAUGAGGACGAGGACGAGGACGAGGACGAGGACGAGGACGAGGACGAGGACGAGGACGAGGACGAGGCUGAGGACGAGGACGAAAAGGAGGAUGAGGAUGAGGAUGAGGAAAAGGAGGAGGAGAAGGAGGAGGAGGACAAUUUUCCUUACUGCUUUUGUUUUCCGAUCAAUGCAGAUUAUUCAGUAACGGGAUUCACCGCAUAAACUUGUUCAAAUUUGAAGAGUUUGUCUUGCAUUUUGUCCAAAAAGAGGGUGCAUCAAUGUCUUUUUUGUCACCAUUAUACUUGGAAGUUGUUCUUUCACUAGAUGAUUUAUAUCUCUUAAAAGUUUGAAGAAGGAAUGUGUAUUAAACAUUAGACAUUGCAUUUGCCUUGGGUACAUUCAUGUUGGAUUGUAAGAAUAUAUUUGUUUUCGCAGUACUUAGCACAGAUGAGUCUGUAUGCUUAAUUAUGUUAUAGAAAAGUUAGUGGAAUGGCCAA
This is a messenger RNA of Trifolium pratense (red clover), 1399 nucleotides long. RefSeq names its product guanine nucleotide-binding protein-like 3 homolog. The record is from RefSeq and is a predicted model, not a curated record. The coding region runs from base 324 to 1124 and encodes 266 amino acids. Gene Ontology annotation, molecular function: translation initiation factor activity. Lineage: Eukaryota; Viridiplantae; Streptophyta; Magnoliopsida; Fabales; Fabaceae. Gene Ontology annotation, cellular component: eukaryotic translation initiation factor 3 complex; cytoplasm. The transcript is spliced from 6 exons.